Molecule: messenger RNA, 515 nt
Organism: Prunus mume (Japanese apricot)
Lineage: Eukaryota; Viridiplantae; Streptophyta; Magnoliopsida; Rosales; Rosaceae
Product: SAUR-like auxin-responsive protein family
Biological process (GO): response to auxin
Source: RefSeq, a predicted model, not a curated record
CCAGAAUCAUGAAGCCACUUCCUCCUUAGCCAAUCUCAGCUCCCAACUUCAAUCUCACCCACCUUCCCUCUCCUCUCCUCUUCUCUCUCUGUCUCUCUCUCUUUCUCCAAAAAAACCAGACAAAAAUGCUGGGAAAGAAGAUGGUAAGCUUCAAAAAACUAGCCAAGAAAGUGAAGGUUAUGGGUGGUGCUAAUGAGCCAUCACACCAUGAAUGUUUGCUAAGAGAGUCGUCAGCAGCAGAGCAAGGAGGGUCUCCUUCAACCAAACCCCCAACUGGGUUUUUGGCCUUGUAUGUUGGAGAAGAGCGCCAGAGGUUUCUGGUGAGGACAAGCUUUCUCUCUCAUCCACUCUUCAAGAUGCUGUUGGAGAAGGCUUACAAUGAGUAUGGAUUUGAGCAGAGAAAUGGACUUGUGGUUCCCUGCAGUGUGUCUGCUUUUGAGGAGGUUGUGAAUGCUGUGGAAUGCAGCAAUGGGAAGUUUGAUUUUGGAGAGCUUGUUGAAGAGUUUAUUUCCUGA